UAGUUUAUAGUAAAACCCCAAUUCUAAUAGUGAAGCUAAACCCUCCCUAAAUCUCCAAAACCCUAGCAAAACAUCCACUUUCUCAAUGGCGAGAUCUCUGACGCAGUCAUGGCGCCGAAUUCUGACAUAUCAGACGCCGUCGCGGUGGUGCUUUGAACAAUCAUCGGAGCCUUCUCAUUUUCUGCUGAAAUCACUACCAGAGGUCAAGUCCCCAGGCAUCAGCGGUGUCAGGUUCAUUAGUGCACAAGCAACAGCAAGUAAUCCUGCUCAAACUCGACAAUCGGGGGCUGUUAAAUUAGCACUUACUAGCGUUGGAACUGUGUUCGACCCAUAUUCACCAAGUGAGCCAAUCCCAUUUUGGCGUAGAUGGUUUACUCGACCGGGUCUGAAAAGAACAAAAGAAGAAUUUCUUUCACAGCUAAAAAGUUUAUACGCAAUUUCACAAGUGAAGAAGAAAUGUGGGCAUUCUAAACAGAAGUUUUAUGGAGAAGCUGUUCAUUUAUACCAGCAGAUAAAUACCCUAGUGGCCAAUGGAGACAAAAAAUCAUUGAGGAAAUGUGUUACGGAGAACAUGUAUUCUGUCUUCAAGAAUGAAAUCAAACACAGAGAGACAGUGUGGGAUCAUAUUCACUGGGAACUGAUCAUGCCAAUCGUUAAAAUACGAACUCUUCGAGCUCGUCUGAUUGGUUUAGAUAAAAAUGAUAUCGGGAAAUCUUUUGCACAAAUUACGAUCGAGUUUCUCAGUAAACAGAAGUUUGAGGCAUACGACUCAAAUGGAGCUGUUGUUGCUGGUGAUAAAAACAAGGAGGUUCUUGUACGCGAUAUAUGGGUCUUCGAGAGAUCUCUCUUCCAUCACGGAUCCUACUGGCGUCUUUGUGGAAGAAUCAAGGUGUAAUUGUCUGUCCUCCAGCGUCAUACCUGCUUCUCAGUUUUGUCAAUAAACAAGGAUCCCAUUUUCUCAUCAUGGAAGCACUUCGUUCAUUUUUCGCGAAAUCUUUGAGACAGGUAACCUGCAUCUUUUCUUCAUCUAGGGAAGCAAAUGGCUGCUGGUCCAUAUGUAAGCUUUGAACUCUCAAUUCACUUGAUUUAUUUGUGCUAUAUGAACACUUGGGAUUUUUUCAAGCAUCAAUCUAUUUAAUAUAUUUUCUUGCA
Salvia miltiorrhiza (redroot sage) is the source of this 1152-nucleotide messenger RNA. RefSeq lists its product as uncharacterized. The record is from RefSeq and is a predicted model, not a curated record. Gene Ontology annotation, cellular component: mitochondrion. The transcript has 11 exons. NCBI's taxonomy places the organism in Eukaryota, Viridiplantae, Streptophyta, Magnoliopsida, Lamiales, Lamiaceae. Bases 86 to 895 code for a protein of 269 amino acids.